GAUGAAGAUGAAGCUCAGUCCUUACAGCUUCAUCACAGUCAAAGUGAGGAGAACAGAGGGGCGGAGCUUGUAAGUCAACACAUCACAGAAGCUGAUGGAGAGCAUUGUGAAGAUAUCAAGUCAGAACCAGACAGCAUCUUUGCUCCACUGUCAGACAUGGACCACAUGAUGUCACACUCUUCUGAUCACAGUGACCACAUCCAAAAACCUUUGGAGAGUAAAAAUGACUCUAAAGGUGAUACGAGACAUCACACUAACAACAAACACUUUGAGUGCUCUGAAUGUGGGAAAUCAUUUAGAAAGAAGAGUCAUUUUACAGAACACAUGAGAACACAUACUGGAGAGAAACCUUUUGCUUGCUCAGCUUGUGCUAAAAGAUUCAAAACUAAGAAGGAAAUGAUAUUACACAUGAGAACACACACAGUAGAGAAACCUUUUACUUGCUCUGUUUGUAAGAAGAGUUUCUACACAAAACUACACAUGACCACACACAUGAGAAAACACACUGGAGAGAAACCUUUUACUUGCUCUGUUUGUAAUAAGAGUUUCCCCACAAAGCCACACAUGACCACACACAUGAGAACACACACUGGAGAGAAACCUUUUACUUGCUCUGUUUGUAAGAAGAGUUUCUCCACAAAACAAUGCAUGACCAGACACAUGAGAACACACACUGGAGAGAAACCUUUUACUUGCUCUGUUUGUAAGAAGAGUUUCUCCAGUAUGCACAACAUGCCCACACACAUGAGAACACACACUGGAGAGAAACCUUUUGCUUGCUCAGCUUGUGCUAAAAGACUCUAUGCUAAGAAUGACAUGAUAUUACACAUGAGAACACAUACUGGAGAGAAACCUUUUACUUGCUCUGUUUGUAAGAAGAGAUUCUCCAUGAAGCGUAGCAUGACCACACACAUGAGAACACACACAGGUGAGAAACCUUUUGCUUGUUCAGCUUGUGCUAAAUGAUUCAACACUAAGAGGAAACUUAUAUUACACAUGAGGACACACACUGGAGAGAAACCUUUUACUUGCUCAGCUUGUGCUAAAUGAUUCAACGCUAAGAGGAAACUUAUAUUACACAUGAGGACACACACUGGAGAGAAACCUUUUGCUUGCUCUGUUUGUAAGAAGAGUUUCUCCAUAAAGCUUAACAUGACCAGACACACGAGGACACACACUGGAGAGAAACCUUUUACUUGCCCUGUUUGUAAGAAGAGUUUCUCCAGAAAUCUUGAAAUGACCACACACAUGAUAUAACACACUAGAGAGAAACCCUUUACUUCCUCUGUUUGUAAGAAGAGUUUCUCCAUAAAGAGUAACAUGACCAGACACAUGAGGACACAUACUGGAGAGAAACCUUUUACUUGCUCUGUUUGUAAGAAGAGUUUCUCCAGUAAGCAUAACUUGCCCACACACAUGAGAACACACACUGGAGAGAAACUUUUUGCUUGCUCAGCUUGUGCUAAAAGAUUCAACACUCAGUAUGACUUGAUAUCACACAUGAGAACACACACUGGAGAGAAACCGUUUAUUUGCACUGUGUGUGAUAAAAUAUUCAGGUUUAGGCAGUAGGUCAGUAAACAUAAGUGUGUAACAGUCAUGGAAGCUGCAGGGAAUUAAAAACAGUUAAAGGCCUACUGAAAGCCACUACUACCGACCACGCAGUCUGAUAGUUUAUAUAUCAAUGAUGAAAUCUCAACAUUGCAACACAUGCCAAUACGGCCGGGUUAACUUAUAAAGUGCAAUUUUAAAUUUCCCGGUAAACUUCCGGUUGAAAACGUCUCGGUAUGAUGACGUUUGCGCGUGACGUCACGCGUUGAAGCGGAAGUAUUGGGACACCAUUGUAUCCAAUACAAACAGCUCUGUUUUCAUUGCAAAAUUCCACAGUAUUCUGGACAUCUGUGUUGGUGAAUCUUUUGCAAUUUGUUCAAUUAACAAUGGAGACUGCAAAGAAGAAAGCUGUAGGUGGGAUUGUGUAUUAGCGUCUGG
Molecule: messenger RNA, 1989 nt
Organism: Nerophis lumbriciformis (worm pipefish)
Lineage: Eukaryota; Metazoa; Chordata; Actinopteri; Syngnathiformes; Syngnathidae
Source: RefSeq, a predicted model, not a curated record